Messenger RNA from Talaromyces proteolyticus, 1047 nucleotides. RefSeq lists its product as uncharacterized. The transcript has 3 exons. The record is from RefSeq and is a predicted model, not a curated record. NCBI's taxonomy places the organism in Eukaryota, Fungi, Ascomycota, Eurotiomycetes, Eurotiales, Trichocomaceae. The coding region runs from base 1 to 1047 and encodes 348 amino acids.
AUGCCUAUCAAUGAAACAUCUCGUCUCCUACGUCGAUCCUCCGAGGAGGGGAGACCACCAGUAGGGAAUGGUCACACUAGUAUCAAAACUGGUCCAAAUUUCAAGGCCAUCUUCCGAAUCUUACGGCCAGGCUUCACAAAAAAAUACAACUUUUGGCUAUUCUCAGUUUUUGGCUUCUUCAUGGCCCUUUUCUGUUUUGCACGACUUAAGUAUCUAUCCACAACCGUUUUAGAAGCCGAGCUUACGCCGGGCGAUUGGUACUGGUUCCGCGAUGGCACAUUGCACAUUGGAUUCAUGCUGCACCUUGCCACCAUGUUACCAGCCGGACUCUUGAUGAUCUUGCAAUUUGUUCCUCGUAUUCGGUACAGGUUCAUGCUAUUUCAUCGUCUCAACGGCUAUGUCGUGAUCAUCCUGGCAUUGAUUGGCAACGUAACGGCCAUGAUCAUUGCCCGCCACGCCUUUGGUGGUGAUAUGGGAUCUCAAACAUGCACCGGCUUUUUAGCCCUUGCCUCAACAGUCGCCAUGAUGUUAGCAUGGUGGAAUAUUCGGUGCUUGCAGAUUGAUUUGCACCGCGCAUGGAUGCUGCGCGCUAUGUUCUGGAUGGGAUCUAUUGUUAGCACACGAGUCAUCAUGCCACUCAUGUCCAUCAUCCAGACGGCACUAGGCGGUUAUUUUGUUGCCUGGCCAUGUGAUGAGAUUCGAUUCAUCCUGGCCGAUCGCGAAGACUUGAUGAUGUCCCAGUUCCCGCAAUGUCUCAUGCCCAAUGGCACGACUAGCGGCUGGGUUGCGGUGGAGGGUGAUUUGGACUUUUCGAAUCCAGUCGGAUUGGGCGCAAUUUUCAACAGUAAUUUUGGAGCGGCGUUAUGGCUCGCGUUGAUUCUACACAUGAUUGGUGUGGAGAUUUACUUGGCCAUGACACCAAUAGAGAGCGAGAGACUUCGCAAGGUAAGCUACGAACGACAACUAGCUGCUGGUUAUGAAAACCCGGGUAAUUGUGGUACAACUGUGUCAAAAUGGGGAGAUGUUGGUCCUAGGGAACCCGCUUGA